AUGGAAUUAAUCAUCUGGCGCAUCAAACUUACUUUUUCUUCAGUUCCGCCCAAUAUCACAACGCUGAGGUACCUUGACGAUACUGAUACAUACCGACCAGUCGGAGCAAGUGACAUCAGACUGAAAGAGGGAUUCAGUCUCGUGCUCGGUGUUGAUGUUGACAGUAACCCAAAUUCAAGUGUAAUUUUAUCGCGUUACCAUAAAACAGUCGCGAAGGGUGCUGGUAAUGACACUGCUGGAAGUUAUGUUUUUGAAUUAAAGAAUAUUCAGUGUAACCAGACAGGAAGGUAUGAUGUGAGGGCGACCAACUUCGUCACUCAGAAUAGAAGUAAUAUCAACCCCGAUGUGAAGCAGUUUGGAAUUCUAGUCAGUUGCGUACCUGAUAUACCGGUCGACUUCCGUUCGUCAGAAGUAGGAACCGAUUAUGCCAAAGUCAUGUGGGUACCUGAAUUUAACGGCGGAACUCCUCAGCUCUUCCAUAUCGAGGUGAAGGUAGUUGGAGACGAAUGGAUAACGUACAUGCUGAAUAUCUCCGAUAAAGGUCAGGGAGUACUGAUGACACACAAACUCGAGGACCUGACUCCUUCAACCGACUAUAUCAUCAGACUCAAUGUUUCCAACAAAGUAGGAAGGGGGAAUUCCACGGAGAUAAAUAUACGGACGAUUGAGCCUCCGACACCUGUCAACUUAACCCGUCUUAUCUUGGUUGUAUCCGUUGCCCUUCUUCUGUUUGUCACCGGAAUUCUUGUCGGCGUAGUCGUAAGGCUGAAACGGAAUCAACAAGGUGACACCACAAGAACAGAAGUGAUCACGACAAAUGCCGAUGCAAGAGAGAUUAACGUAUCACGACCAAUCAGAGGCGGUGCUGCAAAAUGUGAAGCUGUAGCCACGGACGAUGAUGGAUACACGCUCACGUUAGAAAUACCGAAAGGUGGUGCUGCAAAUUAUGAAUCUCUAACCACAGAUGACAAAGAUUACACUGCCUUGUCAGAAGUAUCUAAAGGUGGUGCCGCAGAUUAUGAAUCUCUAACCACAGACGACAAAGAUUACACUGCCUUGUCAGAAAUAUCUAAAGGUGGUGCUGCAGAUUAUGAAUCUCUAACCACAGAUGAGAAAGGCUACAUACCCAUGUCAGAAAUACCUAAAGGUGGUGCUGCAAAUUAUGAAUCUCUAACCACAGAUGACAAAGAUUACACUGCCUUGUCAGAAGUAUCUAAAGGUGGUGCCGCAGAUUAUGAAUCUCUAACCACAGACGACAAAGAUUACACUGCCUUGUCAGAAAUAUCUAAAGGUGGUGCUGCAGAUUAUGAAUCUCUAACCACAGAUGAGAAAGGCUACAUACCCAUGUCAGAAAUACCUAAAGUGGAAGCUAUAUACAAAGAAAAUGGUGCUCAGGUAAGACUGAUUCUUCCAAAGCCGCCAGACAGGAGUAUUUCUACCAUUUACUUCAAUGAAAGGACACUUUUCACAUACAGUUAUGGCAAAGCAGUUGGUAACAAUUAUAACAAUGGUGUAACAGUGGAACUGACAUCAACAAAUGCUAAGUUGACAAUUGAUUCCCUGGAAGUAAAACAUGCUGGAUACUACUACACCAAGAAAAUAAGCGGAAAUAAGAUACUUGGAGGAAAGUUCUUGGUAAUUACUGACUCACCCACAAAGCCAAACAUUACUCCCUCAUCUCAGUCCCCAAUUAUCAACAGCUCUGUGACAUUGGGGUGUUCAUCAAGUUCACGAAGUAAGCCUAACAACCACGGGCUGGUUUUAACAUCUACAUGGAAACUUAAUGGAACUGAGGUUAAUAACGACAGGUUCUCAGUCCAAGGCACCAUUCUCGUUAUCAAUUCAGUACGACUGAGAGACAAGUAUAACCAAUAUACAUGUGUGACUAAGGAGACUGGACAGGGAUACAGUGGACCUCCCUCAGAGGAAAGUCAGGAAUUCCAGCUAACACCUCUCUGUGAGUAUAACACAAUGUACAUUAUCACUAUUACCUGA
This is a messenger RNA of Pecten maximus, 1995 nucleotides long. RefSeq lists its product as uncharacterized. NCBI's taxonomy places the organism in Eukaryota, Metazoa, Mollusca, Bivalvia, Pectinida, Pectinidae. The transcript has 13 exons. Gene Ontology annotation, molecular function: protein binding. The coding region runs from base 1 to 1995 and encodes 664 amino acids. The record is from RefSeq and is a predicted model, not a curated record.